This is a messenger RNA of Williopsis jadinii, 1543 nucleotides long. RefSeq names its product co-chaperone SGT1 (gene SGT1). Gene Ontology annotation, molecular function: protein-folding chaperone binding. The coding region runs from base 54 to 1229 and encodes 391 amino acids. The transcript has a single exon. NCBI's taxonomy places the organism in Eukaryota, Fungi, Ascomycota, Saccharomycetes, Phaffomycetales, Wickerhamomycetaceae. The record is from RefSeq and is a predicted model, not a curated record. Gene Ontology annotation, biological process: protein stabilization.
GUCUUCCCCUACUUCAUCAGACAAAGAGGCCAAAGAGGCUAACAAGGCUGAAGAUGAAUGGCGAGCAGCUCUUACAACAUGGCCAUGUGGAAAGUGCCCUAGACUCGCUCAACCAGGAGUUGAAGUUUGCACCACGUAACAAGAAGUUGCACUUGAACAGAGGCGUUGCCUUGAACAAGCUUAAACGAUACGAUGAGGCAGCGGAGGAUGUUCUAUUUGCAUUAGAUUUGGCAAUGACUACAAAGGACAAUGCUGAAGAUAAGGGGUUCAUUGCAGAAGCGUUGCUCAAGCUGGUUAUCAUUUACUACAACCAGAACAAGCUGGAGGAUGCUGUGAAGCUUUUGAACUUGGCCAAAGUUGACUAUGGGCUCAAUUCAACUGAAGCUACCGUUUGGGAACACAACCUGAAACGCAAGGUCAACAAGUUGUCAAAUGGUUCAAUUGAUUUGACUGCCAAGUUUGACUCACUUGGAGACGUUACAAAGCUUUACGUCGCCAGCUUCACUACGACUGAACCACAGUCUUCUCAAUCCAUUUCAAAAGCACUGGCAAAGGAGAAAGAAGAGCUGGAACAAAAGAUGCUAAAUAAGGAUAACUUAUACCCUGUUCCAAAGAACAUCAAAAUUGAUUGGUUCCAAUCCAAUGAAACGAUCACGGUGUCUUUGUUUGUAAAGAACAUACCAAAGGAUGACGAUCGGUUAAAGCUGAACUUCCACAAGGAUUACGUCGAUGUUGAAUUCCCAAUCUCGGAAUCUUCUGAAUUCCAAUACCAUUUGGGUCCAUUCUACAGCUAUAUCGAUGUGCAGGGAAGCUCAUAUAAAGUGUUUGGAACAAAAUUGGAGUUGUAUUUGAAAAAGGCCAAUCCAAGUGUGAAGUGGAGGAAACUUGAAAGGUUAGAGCAUGAGCAGCCUAUAACUGACGAGGAUAAUUUGGAAGCGAAUCCUGUUGAAUCCUCCUCGUCUACAGCUCCAAUGUAUCCAUCUUCCUCGAAGAAACAUAUAAACUGGGAUUCUUUGAAGAUUGACGACGAUGAAGAAGAAGAGACAGGCCCUGAUCAAAUGUUCAAAAGGCUAUACAAAGAUGCAGAUGAGGAUACAAAAAGAGCAAUGAUGAAAUCAUAUGUGGAAAGUGAAGGUACAGUGCUCAGCAUGGAUUGGAAAGAUGUAGGAUCAAGAUUUGUCAAAGUUGCACCUCCAGGCUCUAAAUUGGACGAGGUGGAUGAAAAGUGAUAUACUCUUCCUACACUGAGGAUGGGAUUGGUGUGUGUGUAAAAUGUCCGUUAUUUCAGUAUAAUGUACAUACAGAACCUUUGCUUAAUAUAAUACAACAAAUCAUACAUCAUUAUUAUUAAUACUCAAAAGGUAUCACUCUCUCGAACAAGAUGAUUGAGUUUUCUCAACUGUUCUUUUCUCCAGGUGGAGUAGGUAUCGUCAUCAAUCAUAGUACUCUCUUGAUCGCUAUUUGUGAGAUCCUCUCUAUUCUCUUUAUCACCAUUAUCAUACUCAUCAUCAUAGUUGAUCCCUUUCGAUAGCGACUUUAACGG